This is a messenger RNA of Adineta ricciae, 1179 nucleotides long. NCBI's taxonomy places the organism in Eukaryota, Metazoa, Rotifera, Eurotatoria, Adinetida, Adinetidae. The record is from the annotation of a GenBank genome assembly.
AUGAAAUUUAUAUAUUUCAGUUUUUUUAUAAUUUUUGAUUUGGCAUUGUCAUUCAUACAUAAUGCUGUGUUAAAGAUAUCUAUACUCGAUGACACAAUCAACAUUUCAAUGGCAAUGAGAAAUGACAGUACAUCAAGUAAUCCAAAUCUGGACAGACAAACUCUUGCACAAUCUUUAAUUGAAGAAAACUGGGAAGAAAUGUUUGUCGCCGAACCAACUAUAGUGAAUUGUAUUAGUAAUCUAAUGAUAUCAGCCGCUAAAAAAGAUUUUCGUUUAAAAUCGUCGAGUCUCAAUUAUGUCUAUCAAUAUAUUAGAUAUCCAGAUUCAUUUCGUCAUACCAUAACACAGAUUUACAGUGAAAUGUACUCUGUAUUUCUCGGCGCACAUACUAAUAUGGAUCGUAUUCAAUUGAGUAUGAAACAAAUACCACAGUAUUUCAAAACAAUGCUUAAACUACUCAAAUCAGCUUCACCUAGUCUUAUUCUUAGAAUGGUUCCAAUAUCACUAGAUAAUAUUGAAAAAGUGGCUAAUGAUUCUGCUGCUUUAACCAAUAUUAUGAUAAAAAAGUAUGAAAAUUUAACUCUACUUUUACAAGAAACUAUUGAAGUAAUGAGAAGUUCAUACGGAGUUAACAGUACUUCUUUGACAAAUAUUAAUAUAUUAGUAAAUAUGACUAUAGAAGUCAGUAAGUUACAACAACUAUGGAGUCAAAUAGCUAGAUAUUCAAAUCGAAUAAUAAUACGUGUUGAAACUAUUCGUGAAACUGCAUUUUAUGAACUUAUUGAUACUAUUAAAAAUGUUACAUCAAUAAAUAGUGAGUUGGAUGCAGCUGAUCGAGAAUUUUUUGUUUUAAAAAUGCGUGAUACAAUGAUUGAAAUAGAACAAGAUGCUUAUUUGUUAUAUAUUACGACACAAACAUACAAUGAUGUUAGUGCUACAUACGUAACAUCGCAACUUCAAAAUGCUUCCCGAUUUUUACUACUUCAAACUGACACUGAACAACAGACAGCUAUGGCACAAUUAAACCAAAAUAUGUUAUUUGUGUUAGCAGAAAUUUCACAAAUGGUUUCGGAACGAAAACAGCAAUGUCAACAACGCAAUCAAGAAAUACAAGAAGAAUAUAAACAAUUUAUACAACAAAUGAUGUUCGAAGAAUUAACAGCUGGUAUUGGAAAAUAA